Messenger RNA from Penicillium verrucosum, 1272 nucleotides. RefSeq lists its product as uncharacterized. Bases 1 to 1272 code for a protein of 423 amino acids. Lineage: Eukaryota; Fungi; Ascomycota; Eurotiomycetes; Eurotiales; Aspergillaceae. The record is from RefSeq and is a predicted model, not a curated record. The transcript has 2 exons.
AUGCCCGUUUUCCCUGAAGGACGCUUUCACUCAUCCUCAGCGGACUUUGGGUUUAAUAUGCCCCUAGAGCUUGGAAACAUGAUGGUCCCUGUUGAACAGUGGAGUGAUCCCCUUUCAAUCUGGUCAACCGAUGCUUAUAACCUCCCUUCUGAUUGGAUGCCAUCGGAUCAGCAAUAUCAUUGCGAGGAAAUUCCUUCUUUUCCCUCAGCUUUUACCAGUGAUGUCCCACCAGGCGCAAGGCAAGCCACUGAAAUGGCAAUUCCCGAGCCUUUCCAAAUCAAGCAUCUCAAUUAUGGCGAGAAAGAAUGGCCAUUUGGUAUAAAGGAUCUUCCAGAUCCUGUAUGGGUAAAUCAGCCAGACCUUGCAACUAUAACCAAGCCUCCCCCAACGACAACAAGCCAGGCAAUUCUUUCCCCUAUGAAAAACAUUCGCAAGAGUCUCUUGAGAUUGAAAAUGGGACUCCUUGAAGAUUUGCAGCUGUUCGAGAAUGGAUCAAUGCUCCUACAAUCGUCAUCCCUUCUCUAUGAAGAUUCUAAUCUGUCAAUUGAGACACUCGACCUUCCAAUAUAUCGUCUACUGGAGCACAGUUCUUGGCUUUUGGCAAUUAUUCGAUAUUCGUGUGGUACAACGGAAGACACCUUGGAUGUUACAUUUGCUACUCAACGAUUUGAACCGGAGAACAGCGGAUAUGAAGACUGUUUGUUUAUCCUCCCGGAUGGCGGCGACAGUGGCGGGGAUGAAGGUGCCACCACUGUAUCCCCACAUGAUUCCGGCUAUCAUACCACGACGACAUCUCCGGAUCGAACAGCGUGUUCUACAAUCCCGAGGUGUGAUAUCGCCCUGUGGCUUGGAAUAUUGGAGGCGCAUUGUUCACUUGUUCGCAUAUAUCGUGCUGUUUUCAUGCGGUUAUACCAGCUGUUUCUCAUCAUCCCUCCAGCUGAUGCCGCCACGAUUCUGUUGUUACCGAAGGUACGCUUUGGGCAGUUUCACUUGGAUGGAAAUCUCAUUGUCCAAGUUCAAUUAUUGGUUGAGUUCAGCUCUGCAAUGAUGGGGAAGCUUGACCAAGCCCUUAAAUUACGUCCGAGCUCAACGCAACCCCAAGAGGAUCGAGAGUUUGAUCCAUCCGAAACCCUCUGCCAGAAGGAUUGGUCAACCUCAAUCCGGGACAUUGUCCUAGCACAGGAACAAGAUCCCUGUGAAAUGUCGUUGAUGGAAAUAAUGGACUGCUUGCGGCAACUUGUUAAGGACACGGUACUGCCGUUCGUCGUCUGA